Messenger RNA from Larimichthys crocea (large yellow croaker), 3351 nucleotides. RefSeq lists its product as uncharacterized. The record is from RefSeq and is a predicted model, not a curated record. The transcript is spliced from 6 exons. Lineage: Eukaryota; Metazoa; Chordata; Actinopteri; Sciaenidae. The coding region runs from base 182 to 1309 and encodes 375 amino acids.
CGCGCUUUCCUCUGCCCGGUAGUGUACAACCCCCCCAUCCCGCCAAAGAAGAAGAGGACCAUGGCGUGUUGAAGGAGGAAGUGCCGGUGAAUAAGCAUGAGUCAGGCAGAUAAGCCGGUCAGACAGAAACUUUCAGUCCGGAGAUUUCCAAACGGGAGCAGCCGUCACUCGUGUCACACUCAUGGAGGGGCACGGUGAGAGCAGCGGCCGCCAAGCCGAACAACACGACGUGACGGACGGUGGAAAUGUCCCCGAGCUUUGGUGUGGGACAGGUGACCCCGCGGUGACAGGCUCGUCCUCAAACCACGACCAGGGGAAGAAGUUAGUCCUUCAUGUGGACCUCAACAACACCAUACUGGUGUCAGACGCCAUAACGGGUCAGGGCACUGUGGCGGCUCUGGACUACUUCCUCACGACUGUCACCUGGGGGAAGAUGAACACACAAGGAAAGUGGGAAUGGCUGAGUGACUCACCCUCCCUGCUCCCGCCAUGCGACGAUGCGGUCAGUUACUACUCCCAGUUUGGACGGACUCCUGGUUUCACCACCGCCGCGGGGCGACGUUUCCGCGGAGUUCUGGACGAACACCUGGAGCUGCUCCGCUGGCCCGAGGGCGUCAAGGGGGACAGAGAGCUGGCUGUUAAAGGAGAGGAUGGACGACUGUACCACUGGAUCCUGCCCUCCUUCUUCCAGCUGCUCAGAGACCUGGUGCAGGAGGGAAGGGAGUUUGCCAUCAUUUUUCGUACGUUCGGAUCUGACCUACCUCGCGUGCUGAGGGCCGUAUCUAAAGCGCUGAAUGAAGGGGCUCAUCCACUGUUCCCUGAUCUGCCUGAUCUCAAGUUAAGUGUGAAUAUGACCCCGGGCCACAUCCACUGCAACAAGAAGGGAGUCGUCCUGAGCCGAGGCAAAGAGCGCGUGUCCACUCGCGAUGGAGAAAGAGGCCUGUACCAGUACCUGAGCUCCGUCCAGGGCCUGGGAGGCUUUCAGGACCACUUUGACUGGUGGGUGUGUAACUCCUACUCGAUUCGUGGAGGGAAGCCGUUGUGGGUCGACCCCUUUGACCACAAUGUUCAGCACAUCUUCAUAGACGACAACGUACGCCUGAAUGACGAGGACACCAUAAUUCAUCCUAAGGUGUUCUUGGACCGGGGUAGCGAUAACACUCGUAUGGCCUGCACCUCUGAGCUCUAUGACCUCACACUUGUCCAGACUGAUCUCCUACGGGCCAUAUCAGACCUAAACUACUUCACUCAGCGUGCCCACAUCUGCAUGGAAAACUAUGACAGGAAUCUUCAGCAGGGGGCAGGCUAGAACACAGUUAAACCUCUGUCUGUCUGUCUGUCUGUGUGACAACCUACAGCUCAGGGUGAUAUUAACCAGACAUAACAGUCCCAGCACACACAGAGGAAGCAGACACAGCAGACUGUAGGUAGACACAUGAUGACUUCUUAAAGCACUGCAAAUGGAUGAUCACAGUUAUUACCUGAAGAAAAAAUAUUUUUAAAAAGUUUCUGACAAAUACUUUAUCUAGUCGAGGCCAGCACUAAAAGAAUGUCAUCUUAUACAAACAGCACUUCACAGAUAGAUUCUGCUGUCCCAGGGUGAACCGCCGCAAAAAGAGUUUUGGACCUAAUGAAGCAGUAAAGUGGCCCGGCCAGACUGUUUGAUUGCAGCAGAGGCUCUGUGACUAAUCACACCCUGGGAUAAUUGCCCUAACUCUCUGAAAUCUGUGUCAGACAGAAUAAUUGGGGUCAGAUAUGGUGAAAAACUCUCCCAAGUGUUUCGUUUUGUUGUGUAGAGAGCAUAAUCCACCGAGGCUUGGCUCUUUUAAUUACCAUGCUCAGGGUGAGACACUUUGAUGUAGCUUGACUUCCAUUGUUUGUCAUCGUCUGCAUUGUUUACAUCCAGUGGAAGGUAAUACUUGAAUGUUUCCAAAUGACUGAGAAGGAAUCGGAAGGAAAUGGGGUAUGACUGUGUUACUUCAGGCUGAUGCCUCAGAGCGCACUGUAAACACAUUAUGAAGGCAGAGCAAUCAGACUUCAAAUACUUUUACAAUAGACAGCAUUCCAUAAGGAACCAACAUGAAUUCAUAACAAAACAAAACGUCCUAAUAUGAUCAGGUAAGGCUAAUCCAGAUCUGUUUGAUUAUACAAAGUAAUAUCUAAACGAUGCACUGAGACGAAUCAUUAGUUUGAACAUGGCUUUGGGGUGCGUUUGCACUGAAAUGUUUACUGCAGUUUUUAUUACUUGAGAACACCCUCGUGUGAAACAUUCAAUAAGUUUUAUUUGUGUGGAAGUUCUGCAAAUUUUUGCUUUGCGGGUUUUAGGGUAUAUUUAUUGAGCUUUAAGCUUUCAGGAAGGGUUGUUAAUGGUUCUGUUUUCCUCGGGUCAGAUUUAGACACAGCUGAAUGCACAUGGUAUCAAUAAUCUAAACACAGGUUUCUGGGAACAGUGGAGUAGUAAUAAUAAUAAUAAUAAUAAUAAUAAUAAUAAUAAUAAUAAUGUUUUUCAUAUAUAUUGAGCACAGAUUUACUUAAACAGAGAACAUGCAAGUGAGUACAUUAAAAAUGUAAAGACAGGCAAUGGUGAGGGUGGUGCUGCAGUUUCCGUGUACAAAAAUGCUACACUCCAUAUACAAGCAUAGACUGAUGAGAGCAUCAACACACUGUAUAUGUUUAUCAGUGAGUUUGAAUAGAAUGAUCAUUAUCAUAUAACACUGUCAAACUAACUCUCAUCACCAGUCAGCAGUGGUCGUUUCCUUUACAGCAGCAAUGAUAACAAGCUUUUUGAAGAAGUAAAUAAACAGUUUGUGUUUAUUGAAUGCUCUAUUACUAUAAAUAUCGAUUUUAUACUGCAGUAAAUUCUUCAUUUAUGCAAGGCAAGUGAUGAACAUGAUUUAUUCAGGUCACCAAACCUGAAAUGUUUCAAUGAUUUUUGUUUGAUUAUCUAAAAAUACAGUAAGCUUCAGUCAUACUGUAUUUCUGUGAAGAUUAAAGAGAUGCUUGCAGACACAUAAUGCACUGAUUCAAACUAUGAAACAUUCAAACUAUUAAGCGAGUUAAUACGAGGUGGCUGUAUUCUCAGUUAGUUUGUGUUUUGUACUUUGAAUAGAAGAAGAGUAUUUUGUGGUGAACUUUGCACUUUGCAUUGAGUUUUGCACACUGAAACCUCUGUGAAAACUUUGCUCAAGCAUUUAUGAAAUAUUGUAACAUUAUGCAUUGAAGUCACAUCCACAUCACAAGAUCAUCAUCAGUUCUGCUGGUGACAUCAAAACUUGAACAUUUUCAUAUAUUUGUGUUUCUGAUAUUAAUAUUGACAUAUGUUAAAUAAAUCUUUAUGUUUUUGGUUAAACC